This is a messenger RNA of Myxocyprinus asiaticus (Chinese sucker), 6843 nucleotides long. RefSeq names its product chemerin-like receptor 1. Gene Ontology annotation, molecular function: G protein-coupled receptor activity; complement receptor activity. Lineage: Eukaryota; Metazoa; Chordata; Actinopteri; Cypriniformes; Catostomidae. The transcript has 2 exons. The record is from RefSeq and is a predicted model, not a curated record. Gene Ontology annotation, biological process: complement receptor mediated signaling pathway; chemotaxis; positive regulation of cytosolic calcium ion concentration. The coding region runs from base 1408 to 2406 and encodes 332 amino acids. Gene Ontology annotation, cellular component: plasma membrane.
GCCACUUAACACUUAUUCAGCGUCUGGGUUCCAAAAGUAUUUUUCCCAUUCAUUUUUUGUAUAGGCUUUUCAUAAAAUCCUCCAUAAAAGACUUCUAAGCCAUGAACCAAACCAACCAGCUCUGAGGUGAAUCACACAUUACAAACUUUCUUUUUAGGCAAUAAAGUAUUUGAAAAUCGGACAAAAAGACAAAGGUACAAGGCUGUGUACUUACUGUCUUUCACAAGGGUACAAACUACAAUCCCAUGAAGCAUUGCGAAUGAUGUAAUUGAAUAAAAAACUAUGGGAAUAUAUCAAAGUAUUGAUUUUAGGUUGUUGAUUAUAAGUAUAGAAACAAUAUAUUUGAUGUUUAUUGCAAAAUAUUCCCAUAUGUACAAUUAGAUAAGUUGUUUAAGGGUAAAGGGAGACCGACUCGAUUGCAUCACUCACGGUGGGUAGUGGGAGAGUGGGUGGUUGCUCCUAGGCAAAUUUUGCAGGGUUUCUUGGCCACAGUUCUCUGAUUGGUGAAUCGUUCUCUGCUGUACAAUGGGUAAUGUAGUCGUUUACCAUGAAUUCCGCUAUCAAACACGCUAUUUAAACAAGGAAGUUGAAAUAACACAGGAAGGAUGGCUUCAACAGAAGCAUAUACAAUCGAUGAACAACCUCGGAGCUCAAAAGUGUCCAUCGUUCUCUGCUGUACAAUGGGUAAUGUAGUCGUUUACCAUGAAUUCCGCUAUCAAACACGCUAUUUAUACAAGGAAGUUGAAAUAACGCAGGACGGAUGGCUUCAACAGAAGCAUAUACAAUCGAUGAACAAAAGGCUCAAAAGGGUCCAUCUUGAAAUGUUAAUAAGUUAUCACUGAAAAUCAAUUAGUCUAUGGAAAAAUGUCAUGGGAUUUUUACUUCUGGAGCCAGACUGUUGCGCUCUAUUGACCCUUCGCUAAGCCCCGCCUUAAAAGAACUUCUGACCAAUCCUGUCUUAGCAAAUGUUGCCCUGCCGCCAUUACACUGGCUGUGUCUCGUUUUUUUUUUGUCUUUCUCUUAUUUUGUAUCUAUUGUCAAUGCCUUUUAUGUAUAUACACUUACAUUUAUACAAUUGUUAACCUUUUUUGCAUUCCCAAUAAAAAAAAAUAAAUUAAAAAAAAUGAAACGAAACAGCCUCGAUGACGUAUGCGGCCGACAAAUGCGACCUCCGGAGGACACAGCCUUCCAAACGAGCCAGCCAUUGACACACAUUUGCCGGGUCAUUUGUAAUAGUGACACGAGUUACCCAGAGAGGACACCUGCAGUGUUUUUCUUUCGAUUUGUAAAAAUAUCUUUAAACAAACCUGAAGAAGAGCAUGUUAUGGAUUAAACUGUCAGUACCCAUUCUAAAAUGAACAUAUAACAUCUGCAACGACACCUACAUUUGCUCCAAGGCUCGACAAGAUGUCUGCAAACAAAAGUGACUGGAACAUCACAGACUAUGAAGAUUUCAUACAACAAUUUCAAGGCAAUCAAACUAAAAUAAAUCAGUACCAAAAUGAGAUGAGGAUUAUGUAUCUGGUUACAUAUUGCAUUGUUCUCAUCCUGGGUCUGACCCUAAACCCUGCCUUCAUUCUCAUCGGCUGCCAAAAAUAUUGGAAUUUUAAGAAUGUUGCCAUUUGGAUUGUGGCGUUGGCUGGAACACACUUAGUCUCCCUUGUUUCUGUUGUGUUUCAACUCCUCUACGCUUACCAACACUUUGAAUGGCACUAUGGCACUGUCAGCUGCAAAUUGUCAUCCUAUAUCACCUAUGGCUGUAUGUUCUCCACAGCAACCAUAUUGAGCCUUUGGAGCGUUAGUUCUACUCUUUCAAACAGCGCAUGCACAAAGAAGUGCAAGAAUUUUAACAUUCUCCUCAUUUCAUUCUCUUGGACUAUAGGAGCAGUCUUGGCAUGCCCUUCGCUGUUUUCCAGAGAGAUACAAAACAGAGAGUGUAUUGAUGACUAUGACUUUGAUAAAUCAAAAACAACUACAGAUGGCACUGGAAGGCUGAAGGCUGUUGUUGUCAUUCGGUUUCUCUUUGGGCUUGUCAUUCCGGCUUUUGUAAUAUUUCUGUGCACCUGUCUGACAUCUCAGUCAGCUUAUAAUGACUGUAAAUGGUGCAAGAAGCAGGCGAAGAUCAUCAGUGCAGUAAAGAUCGCCUACUUUGUGUGCUGGGGCCCUCAAAUUUUCUUAACCCUGCUUCAAGCCACUGCAAGCAGCAACCUGGGCACAAAUAUAUACACUUAUGGACUUCCGGCAGCUACUGUGCUGGCUACAACUCACUGCUUUACCCAUCCACUCAUCUACCUUUUGGUGGGGCGCAGCAUUAAAAUGCUUUGGAUGGUUCCACACAAACCAUGUCACAAUGAUGAAGCAGCAGACCCCAGAGAAUCCUUGCCUCUACAAAAGGGAAGCACAUAAACACAUUUACAUAAUCAGGAUGCCUCUACAAAAGUGAAGCACUUACAGUACACACAUUGCGAGUGAGUCAUGUCUUAAAAAUCAACAGUAUCUAUGUUGAACUCAUCUACAAAUCUAGCAGUACAUUGAAACUGAAAAUGGGACUUGAGAAUUUCUGUUGAUUCUUGAUAGGUUGGGUUUUUUAAAUGAGAAAAGUUCUAUAAUAGGUUUUACAUUUGCAAACAGAACCUUAUUCAGAUAACUGACCAGGUACUGUACAGUGGAUUUCAUUUGCAGUGCUGGGUUACUUCAAGAAUAUAAUCCACUACAAAUGACUAAUUACCUCCCUAAAAUUGUAAUCAGAAUUCUUUACUAAUUAUUUCACAGAAAAGCAAUAACAUUUCUAAUUACUUUACUAUCAAGUUACUUUUUUUGUUUUUGUUUUUACUCAAUGAAUGUUCUUGUUAUGGAGUGCAUGGCCUAUAGCUGUCACAGAAAUACAAACAGAUGUACAUGUAAGUGAUACUAUUAACAGUUAAUUCCAGUCAGGGCCGCCCCAGACUCUGUUGGUGCCCAAGGUGAAAUUUUAGAUUGGUGCCCCCCAGAACCACGGCUCCCUCCCACCCCCUAAUUGAACUUCAGUUAAAUUCGAAAUUACAGCAAAGUUUUUUAAUCAAUAUUACAUAACAUACAAAUAUGAAGUAAAUAAUUUGGAAAGACAGUUAACAAAUUAGACAAACUACCUGUUUCAAUUACAUACUGAUUGUUUAAAAACAAUUUUCACCCUAAAUAUAAUACACAAUAAAACAAUAAAAUACAAACAGGAAAAAAAGAAAAAAAAAAAAAAGAAAGUGCAAUAAACUAGGUACCUUCCAGUACUAAAGCGCAACAUUGUGAAGCAAGUGCCUUCCACGUUUGGGCAGAUCUUUUGCAGUCAAUUUUUGUGCAAAUAAAUCAAGGAUCUGUUGUUUCAGUACUGCACACGCCUGGACUUCUUCAUGGCAACUUCAUCACUGACAUUUAUUUAAUCAAAUUAAGGAGUAAAAUUAAUACAUUUAAUAAUGGUCAUAAAAUAAAAACAGAAAAGAUCAGAUGCCAUUAUGAAUAAUUUUUAUACUACACCUCACACUUUUCAGCCGAAGCCCAGGUACUUCCAUGAAGAUCAGAUCUGAAUGACUAUUGCUCUUUUAUUAGUAUUUUCUCAUUAUUUUUUCCAGAGACAAGCAAGUGCCAGCUUUACAUGUCACAAACAGAGGUUGCAAUUUUUUGACGGACUGAGUUGUAAAAUUUCCAUCAUGGUCUAUUUUCUAUCAGUCAUAGGCCUAUUAGUUUAAAUUUCUCUGAUAUGUACAGUACAUAUUUGAUGUUUUCUCGAUAUAGUCAACUUUUCAGUUGAAAAUGACAAUGCAUGGCAAGCGCGAGUGUGAUCGUGAAACACAUGUUCUAUUCACAAAUACUUAAGUUAUUUGAUUUUUCUAGCUGGAGAGCAAUCCAGCAAACUUUUUCGCACGCACAGACAUACAGAGGGUGCGCAGAGAGCAGGCAGCCGCGAGAGCAAGAGAUAGAUAUCGUAAAUAAAUAAAUAAUAAAGUGCGCGCUCUGCCAUAGUCGUUCUCAGCCAAAAUAAUCACAUAAGGACGUAUACACUUAAAAACUGACACACAGUAACAAAUACACUAAAUGUAUGAUAGUUCUAACUGUAGAGAGCACCUUAAUAUGAAGACCAAGCCUAAUUCCGGACAUUUUAAGACACUUUUUUCAGGUCCGAAAAAGAGGAAAAAGGGCGUAUGGUCACCCUAUGUAACCAUUUAUAAGCAGUUAAGAAUGUUAGUUUAAAAUGUUUUUUGUCGCCACCUGCUGGCUAAAAUCUUUAAUGUCAAGGGUAUGAUCCCCAAAAAUGAAAAUCCCUACAUUUGGCAGCUCUUUUACACAUCUGCACUGCUUUGAAAAUUUAGUAUAGAACACCACGAAUACAAGUGAAUUGAUACAAACAGUAAACCGUCCCAGUGCAGAUGGUGUGAGACAUUGGCACUCUUGGACCGGAAUCAGGGCCAGCCCAUGGUAUAGGCGACUUAGGCGGUUGCCUAGGGCACAAAAUGACAGGGGGGUGCCGCAAAAGAAGAUUUAAAAUUAUUUUUGUCAGAAGUGCGCCCUCUCAUGAGCAAAAUGUGCCACUGUUCUGAGCCAGUUCAGAUGAUGUUCAUUUGAGCCGGCGCUGUCAGUCAGCGAGUGGAUUCUUUGAAGUCAUCGGCAUCGUCUCUCACUCCAUGAUCGCUUGAAUUUCUACUACACUACUGCUGGUUUAAAAAAAUUUAAAUGUAAUGUGUUACACUACUUUUGAACCAAAAAGUAAUUUGAUUACAGUAACUAAUUAGUAAGAUCAAGUCAAGGCAAGAUCAAGUUAGCUAAAAUGACACAGAUCAAUCCUUAUGGCACUAUAUUUCACAUGCUUUGCAGUUAUGUAAGCUUACCUGUCCAAUAAGAAGAAAGCCAAUUCAGGGUCGGUUUUGAUCCCCAAAACCGAAUGAAGGUCCUCCAGGAAUCAAAUACCCUGCCGAAGAUGUUCACUUUAGUUUUCGCUGGACGACGAUCACGUUCCCGCUUAGCCAGAUGGGAUUCAGUUGAUAAACUGUUUUUUUAUUAUUAUUUUUUUGGCUUACUCUGAGUUUGUGUAGGAGUCGGUGUUGUGCUGGGAGCCAGACGUUUGCUGGAUUCCAUCUCUAAGAUAACGUUACCUAGUGUUGCAGACUGUCUGUUGACGCUGUUGAAUAGCAGAAGAGAAGUACUGAGGCAAGGCUCUCGGGAGUGCGCAUAACAUCACAUCUUUUGGAUUUUCCCGGCAAAAGCGACCCGCUCCCUUCGCAGGAAAAUCAGUCUACAGGCUUUAAUAGGCAACCUAGGAAGUCUGGGAAGGGCUCAUUUUUUAAGUUGCAUUACAAGCCGUUCAUACAUUGGUAAAAAAAAAUAUGGCGAAUAUGACAUUAAAAAUAUUACAUAUGGCACCUUUAAAAACAACAACAACAACAACAAAAACUAAUAUUUUAUUUUCCCCCUUUUUUAACAAAUUCUCAGUAAAAGGAGAUGCUUAUCCUUUAGAAAAUGCCAGGAGGUCAAACAAACGUUAUAUGAGCAUUUGUGUGUAUUUGUGUGUGUGUGUGUGUUCUAUAAAUAUUAUCUGAGGUAUAAUAGUAAAUUAUGGAGACAUCUAAAUUGUGAAGUGUUGGGGAAGGGUCACAAAAUGGCUGAUCACCCCAUUAGCCUCUGCUGGAAGAUGCCAGAAAUACACCAACUUCAGACUGAAUCACAGAUGAAUGGGAAUAUUUAUAUUUUAUAUCCAGAUAAAACAUUUACUGUAUAUUCUCGAUGUAUAUUUUAAGGUUUUUUAUGAUGCUUGCAAUUAUGCAUUUUUUCUAUAUUUUUUGAUACUGUCUCUUCAAAUUUACUUUACAUUUUUAUUAUAUACUUUACAUAUUUAGUUUAAUGAUACAUGUAAAUGUGGGUAUGUCUGAUUUAUAUGUACUUUUCAGAUCAAAAUAUUUUAAAGAAUAUGACAAAUGUAAUCUACUUUAAAAUAAAGGCUAAAAAUAAUACAAUAUGCCUAUUUUGAAUUUAAAAUAUUAUGAAAGAAUUUGGGUGUGAUGGAGAGAGCACAAAUAGAUGGUCUGACUGUUCACACCCCGGCAUUAUUACAACAUUGUGUGUGUUCUGUGGUAAACUCAAAAGUUUCCCACCGUGGGCUGCACCUCUUUACCUUUUUUACUUUUAGUUUGUGGACAAAGAUGUGUUACUUCCUUCUUGUGUGUAAGUGUUACUGAGCAUCAAAGGCUAUGUUGAAAUUGUACUUUGAGGUUAAUAUGGUAAGCCUAAUUAUUUAAAUUUUUAAAUCACCACAUGCAAAAAGCCUAAAAUCUCCUUGAACCGGACACAUGUACCCAGAAAUUUGGAUGUGCUGUCACAGAGCAAAACAGAAUUUCGUUGCCAGCAGCAUCAAGCUUGAUGUGUGUACCUUGUUUAAAUAUUGGAUAACUGCACUGGCUUAUGUCAGACACAUUACAAAGGGUAGUACCAAAUCUUAGUGUUUGUUGCCUAAAUGGACUUCCCCUUACAAAAACUGGAAGACCCUGCUUCCCUGCACAAACUCAGCCAUAUCUGACAUGAACUAUAAUGUCCCACUAUGCCAACUCUUAACUUUGCCUGAUAAACAGUGCAGGCUGCCUCCUUGAUGACCUCAUGCAUAUUGUUGAUGGACUCCAAAGAGGUCAAACAUUAAUCAUAAAAUUUAUCCGUAAUAAUAACAUGAUCUACGAUAAAAAAAAAAUAAAAAAAAGAUAUUCUGUCUACAUUGACACAGCUUAACUCCAGAUGAAUAACACCCUUGAUGUAGUUUACUGUUUCAGUAAUAUAACUAAAAUUGUACAUGCUGUAUGCAUACUGUUUAAUAAAAUAUUAUAGACCUCA